ACUGCAAUAUACCAAAAUAACGGGGUAAUGACUCAAUAAAUUGACUAAUCUGAAAUGACUCGGAAGCAAACCUAUGGCCACAUCGUGUACCAGAGCACAUGUCUCCACUACAUUCCAUCAUCGACUGAAGCUCUUCAUACCCCCACCAUAGGCUUUGUCAACCCCUUGCUACUCCACCUGAAAUACAGCCGAAAGAAUCAAUACUCUACGUCGGUGUUCCACGUCGUAGUGUCGACGCGAACCUUCACAGUUCAAGAUCUUCAUUACUAUCACCAUGGAACGCGAUAUUCAAACUUACAAAGUAUGCUCGGAAAACGUUACUCUAUGCCUGAUAUUUUCCGGCGUCUGGUCAGCUACUCAUCCAGUACUCAAGAAAAUUGCUUUCUUCGUUACCUUUUUCUCAACGUUUUCGAUAAUGGCACACACGCUUAACUUCAGCUUGCACAAUGCUCAAAACGUGAGGAUACUAGUCAGAGGCUUGGCAGCAGCAUCCAGUUUUCUUUCGAUAUCUUCUAAGGCAUUUCUGUUUCUACAACACCAGAAUGAUCUGAAUUACCUAAAGGAUUAUCUCACCGAAAAGUUCAUGAGCGACAUGAAGAACCCGGAGAAUCUACCAGAUCUCUUGUCAAACAUGCGAAUGUUCGCCGUAUUCGUGACGAUGUACAAGACCACGAUAGCAUUCAUCAUGUCCAUGUACUGCAUCGUGCCGCUCUUUUCAUUUCUCAAGUACGGCAAGUACCUGCGCGUCUACCCCUGCCUCUAUCCCUUUUCCUUUGUACCGGGAGGAGUCGUGCACUGGCUUCUCUACGGCUGGGAAUCCACGGGAGCUCUCUCCGCCUGGGCCAUCUCGGUUGGAACCGAUUGCGCUUUUGGAAUGUACGCUAUUCAGAUCUGCGGAGAACAGAGGGUUCUAGCUAGAAAAUUAAAAGAUCUAAGAGUCGGAAGCAAUUAUACGCGGGAGCUGAGGGACUGUAUGGAAAGGCAUCAUUUAAUAAUUACAGCUAAAAAUACAUUUGAAAGUCUUUAUGGUUUGAUCUCCAUAUGGCUUGCUAUUUCCGGAGCUAUCGUACUUUGCUCGCUGAUUUUCCAAGUGACAGAAUACUUGGAAAACCGUGGCGGUUACGUGCGUGCGAUCAUUUUUUUCGCCCACUUUUCAGGCAAGAUGAUGCAAGUCUUUAUGUACGCAUGGUACGGCAAUCUCAUUAAUGAAGAGAGUUUAGCAUUUCCGAGAGCAAUUUACAGUUCCCAUUGGACUGACUGCUGUGACACUCGCUUCAAGAAUGAUAUUCUGAUAGUUUUAGCGCAACGUCCACUGAUUGUCACAGCUUUGGGUUGCAUGAACGUUCAGCUUGAUAUGUUUGCCAAAAUCGUCAAAACUUCAAUAUCCUAUUUUUUUCUACUACAAACAUUAAAGGCGAAGACCGAAGAAAAAUAAUUUUCUAACAGAUACUUUUACGAUUUAAGCUAACACGAUGAAUUAUUCAUCGAAACGUUGUGGAAGUAAAUAAUUGCAGUCAGCUUAGAAUACUUAUCAGUCACAAGAUACAUUUUAUUCAGUAGAUCCUUGGCAAAAUUUGUUUAGUUGGAUCGCAUAUUGCUGCAUGAAUUAUUGUUACGUAACACAAUUUUUAAUUGAAUUUUUCAAUAUAAUCGUAAUAGAGUAGAAGAGAAGCCUAGCCUGUAGCAUGUUUAAAUUGCCAACAUGUGCUUUUGGACCGCUCUUUUCUCUCCUGUGGUGCAUAAGUAUGCUAAUUUUCUCCGUAUCAAGCGUGAAGUGUGCACCUUAGCGCUGGCUAGGAGAGACUAUAAAGUACUCACUUUACGCGAAUGUAGAGAAAAUGCACCAUACAAAAUCACAAUAUCACUGUAUACUAUUUUUAGGAUAAUCUUCACAUUUACAUAGAAAUAAUUAUAAUUUUGGAUAAAUGUUUUAGGCAAUAGCGAACUCGGGAGUUUCACAUUAGUUAGCGUUUAUUAAUACGGAUUCCAAAAUAAACAUAAACUCGGCUUUAUAAUAGGUGUUGAAAUUAUGGCUUAUUGGUAUACUUAGAUUUGCGGCGAAGGCGUCUGACCUUCAGUUCCGUUUCUUACAAAUUUUAACAAACUCAAUUUUUUUUAUCAUUCUAUAAAUAUUGAAGUUCAGAGUUAGCCGCGGUAUCCUGUUGACCGAGUAGCACAAUUAAUAUUAGUUAAUAUUCGUUGAAAAUGAGCCUGAGAAAAAUCGGUUUUGUAGUUUUUAAAUUUAAAUGUAAUGGAGACGCGUGGCACGUUUAGAACAGACAAAUAUCGUUUUUAGUUUUACCCUCAUGUACAAAAGAGAGAUCGUCGAUUGUUAUUUUAAUAAGUUCAAAAUAAAAAUAACUGCAAUAUGCAGAAGUAUAA
Messenger RNA from Nasonia vitripennis (jewel wasp), 2382 nucleotides. RefSeq names its product odorant receptor 251 (gene Or251). Gene Ontology annotation, biological process: sensory perception of smell; detection of chemical stimulus involved in sensory perception of smell. Gene Ontology annotation, molecular function: olfactory receptor activity; odorant binding. The record is from RefSeq and is a predicted model, not a curated record. Bases 275 to 1435 code for a protein of 386 amino acids. The transcript has 6 exons. Gene Ontology annotation, cellular component: plasma membrane. NCBI's taxonomy places the organism in Eukaryota, Metazoa, Arthropoda, Insecta, Hymenoptera, Pteromalidae.